AUGCUUUUGAAGAAUAUCAUCUUAGCCUCACUGAUCCCAUUAAUCGCUGCUCAAGCUAAUGGUGCUCUAGAUCAAGACGCUGGUAACAAUGGGAGAAGAACUUCAGCAGCAGAGGUUGCUUCAGCUGGAACCACUGAAGCUACCCAAGCCAAUACAAAGCAAGAGUCAGCAGCUACUGUUAAAUCAGAAGCCACAGAAGCUACACAGCAGUCUCAAGCUAUAGUCAAAACUGAAUCUCAAGCUACCCAAAACACACUUCAAACAACAGCCCAAUCACAACCCACUGCAGCUAAUACAGAUCAAAGUACAACAGUAUGGUGGACGCCUUCUCAAUCAGUGUGGUGGACUCCAACACAAACAGUUUGGUGGACACCAAGUACAAGUGCUGAAGUUUCCACUAUAGUUUCAGGGUCAAGUACAUAUUUAACAACUUUAGCAACAUCUGUUAGAAGUGGUUCAUCAGAAUCAUCCUCUGGUUCAGCUUCAAAUUCAAAGUCAGCCAAUGGUAAAUUAACAACUGAAAAAGAUGUUGUUCUAACUACUGUUUCAUUCACUAGUGGCUCAAGUACGGGUGCUUACACUUCAAGUUACACCACUUCUUCUAUUCAUACUCUCAAUAGUAAUUCUUCAUCAGGUGCUAAUGCAUUAUUGGUUCAAGGUGGAAGUGUUAAAGAUUCUUUGAAGAUUGUUGUUCCUGUUUGUGUUGCCGCUGGUGCCUUAAUCUUUGCGUAA
This is a messenger RNA of Hansenula anomala, 732 nucleotides long. RefSeq lists its product as uncharacterized. The coding region runs from base 1 to 732 and encodes 243 amino acids. The record is from RefSeq and is a predicted model, not a curated record. NCBI's taxonomy places the organism in Eukaryota, Fungi, Ascomycota, Saccharomycetes, Phaffomycetales, Wickerhamomycetaceae. The transcript has a single exon.